GGUGCUUAUUUACUAUUUCGAUCUCAGUGUCGACCUUAAUGUCUCAUGUUUGCUCGGUUACUUCUAUUCAGACUUCUCGAAGCUCGAUGAAGACUUGAUUUUUUUGAACUAUUCAACCCACCCAGAUAUUGAAGGUGUAGUCCAUCCCUCGUGUUGACAACACAGUCUGUCUGUCUUUCUGUGGAUGCCAUCUUCUUCUUCUUUCUUCCUCGUCGAGGCUCUGGGCCGAGGAGGACGAGGAGGAGCGCUCAUUGCGCCUGCUGGUUGGCAGCAGUAAACUUUUCUCUGAGCCAAGUAUCCAUCAGUCUGGCAAAAUGCUCGAUCCCCCAGGGCUCACAAUAUCCUUCCAAUAUCCCCAUCCAUUCAUCCAGUCAUUCCCAGUGUGUGUUUUCAUCACCCGCACUCACAUGAUUGCUCCCUGAUGUUAUUGCUGGUUGAAUCUGUGUUAUUGUGGCCUCUCCCUCUUUCCUCUAAUGCUCUUUCUGUCUUUUCCAUCCUUUUUUUAAAGCUCACCGGCACACAAAACCGUGGUCCAUUUUAUAUGUUAUUCUUCCAUGAAUCACCUGUGGUCUGUGUCUGGGGGCAACGCAUCUUUUCCUAUUCGUUCAGAGGUCCAAUAGGGGGUUGUGUAAUGGGUUCCACCAGUACACCUAUGGGAGCUCCUCUCCCAGCUGUGAAUGGGAAAUGAUUAGUAUUCACUCUCCAUGCAUCUCCUCCCCCCCAUCGGACCGACUGCUUCCCCCGGCCUCAGACCUCUCUCGCUUCAAACUGAAUCACACUCAAGCUGCACUUCAUCCCGAUACCUCUCUCUCUCUCUCUCUCUCUCUCUCUCUCUGUGUUUUCUCCACAAUAAAAGUAUUUCUGUUUCGCGACACUGUCUCCCCGUUCUCUCUCCCUCUCUGCUGCACGUUCAGCUCUUUCCACGACCACAAGGAGGACCUCCGUAAGCGACUGUCGUACACCACCCACAAACUAGAGAUGGUGGAGACGGAGUUCGAUUCCACUCGGCAGUACCUGGAGACGGAGCUGCGUCGGGCCCAGGAGGAACUGGAGAAAUUUACAGAGAAACUACGCAGGAUCCAGAGUAGCUAUGCAGCUCUUCAGAGGAUCAACCAGGAUCUGGAGGACAAGAUGCACAGCACCUCCCAGCACCACGAAGAGGAGAAGAGAACCCUCAGCCGGGAAAUCCUCCUCCUCAACAACCACCUCGUGAAUUCAAAGAUCACGAUCAAGAAACUCAGAGAGGACAACGAUCUGUACAGAAAGGACUGCAACCUGGCCGCCCAGCUGCUGCAGGGCUCCACGUCUCACUGCCGGGCGCAGCAGCCGUCUGAGCUGCCGCUGGAUUUCCAGGAACGCAUCAGUUCCCACGUGGAGAAACAUAAUCGGGGCAGCGGAGCCACCGUCGCAAUGUGCCACUCCAAUUACUCCGACGCUGUUCCCGCAGCCGUGAUCGCCACGGUGCUGGCAAAGCCUGAACCUGGAAGCAGUUGCCCUGUGACCCGCGCGGCCAGCCCGCAGCCACCGGACGGAGAUUUUCUCCCGGCAACGGGAAGCACCGAUCACCUGCACCGUCGCACCUCAUGUAAAACAUCCGACCUGUGCUGCAGCGACACGGCGCUCUACCGCCCUGAACGAUGGCAGAACGCGGAGCGCAGGCCGAGCGUCGACCUCCGCGGCGCCGCCGCGCUCCGGCUGCCCGCCCAGAACUCCACCGACAGCAACCCGGAUGAAGAGGCCUGCCCAUCCGAAAGCUUCUCCCACCACGAGCCUCCGUCCUCCUUCCACCACCACGAGGAUUUCGGCGCCGGUAGCCUGCCCGCCUCGAGUUCCUACUCCAGCUUCAGCCUGGUGUCGGAUGAGAAGGGAGGCGUCGCUGGCGGCGGCGGUGGUGGGCGCACUGCCAGCACCUUAUCCUCUUCCCACCAGGGUCUCUACAUGGACUGGCGGGAGGGUGUCAGUGGGGACUAUGAGCGCAAAAGUACGACCUCCUAUGACAAAGACAGUCAAAGCUUCCCCAAGUCUCUCAGCAUCCAGCACAUGGUGGCCCCCAGGAGCCCGCAGAAGGCCGAUUCAGCAGCGUACACGAGGGCUGCUUCCUGCUUCAGUGAACCGUACCAUUCCAGCGCCCCUCGCCUGGCCUCCUCUCACAGCACGGGGUCUACGAUCGGGCCGGGCCAGGCCCGCGGAGGAGCUCGGGACGGUGACCUCCAGGUCCCCGAGGACGACCUGAGCAACCGCUGGAGACGACUCAGCGUGGAAGACAUCAACGCGCUGUCCUCUUCCUACCGCGACCUCGCGGGGCGCGUCUCUCCGUACGGUUUCUCCGAGCGCCACUUUGCCAUCGGCCCUCCCGGCGAGGCCGAGGGGUCGCUCUACAGCAGCUUCCGAGAAGGAGGCGACGUCUUCCGCGGCCGUGUCCUGGACCAGUGUUUCGCCGCGGGCGCCCGGUCCCCCGGCCGCGGCCAGAAACCGACGAAGCAUCGGAAGCAGGAGAAAACAUCGGCGCCGUCCAGAGGCGAGGAGGACGGGCGGGACUCUGAGUGCAGUCUGCUCCUCUCACUGAGCUCCAAAGAGAAGGAGAAGGACGACGUUCGUCUGGGCGCAGACGGCUCCGCCGAGUCCUUACGCCAAAGCUCCCUGGAGGCCUCCAGCCUGCAGCACUACCCCAGCCCCAGGCCGAGUGUUCGGCCCCGCCCGAGCUCCAGCUCCGCCCUCAGCGUCGGCCCCGCGCUCCCAAAGAAGUCCUCUCCAAGAUACCAAGAGUUUGGCAGCACGGGGUUGACGAGGAAGGACAGUUUGACCAAGGCCCAGCUCUACGGGACGCUGCUGAACUGAGCCGAGAGCCACGGAGCAACGAAUGUUAUGCAUGACGAAGAUGAUGAUGAUGAUGAACUUACUGUACCGUACCGUAUGUCUCAAAAGAUCCCGUCACCAAACACAUAUGUGGUGAGAUUGGGUAUUCAGAUGUUGUUUCAUGUAUCUUUUAGCCAAGGCACGUUUCUUGCAGUCUGCAACACUUUUUCUAUUAGAUUAGAUUAGAUUCAACUUUAUUGUCAUUACACGUGUACGAGUGCAGAGCAACGAAAUGCAGUUUGGCAUCCAACCAGAAGUGCAACAGAAAGUAUGAUAAUAACUACAGGAAAUGCAGAUUACAGUAAAUAAAGCGCUGUACAAGAGGGCGGCUGAAGGCCUCACCUGUACUAUUGGUGAUAAAUUAGACUAAACAUUAGACAGAUGACAUUAACAUUAAAUAAUAAACUAUCUGGGGUUGCUAAACUAGUGCAAACACUCAGUGCAUCUUGACUGAGUGCACAAACGGCAUAUUGUGCGUCAUGAUGCGGUGCAGCGACCUGAGAGCAGAGGUUCUGUCUGUUGCUGUUUGAUGAUCAUUAUCGCUCGUGGGCCGCGGGUAAAAACAACAACAAAGACCAACAAGAACAUCCUGUGCAAUGUUCUCCUUUUCUUUGGUGUUAAAUUCUGUCAGUAAAAGCAGCAAAAGACUUGUCGUGCUCGUGGAUCCUGCAAGCUGUUCAAAAGACGUGUUCACUCUCCUGUUUCGUCUGGAACAAUAUGCAUGCUGCAAAAUGCAGAAAUAAGAUGGACAAACUCAUUUCCAGCUCAAUUAUUUAUCAUAGAAACAUUAUCUGUAAUCGCCACUGACUACAAAGUUUUAUUUCCGUUUUCAAACUGUCUAGACAAGAGCUUGUUUUUGAUGUAAAAGCUGUGUCAUAUUUAUAGCAAUAUAGAUGGCGAGAGCUCCGUUCUGACGCCAGCGCUCUCACUCUUCUAUUUAAGUCCCUGUAUAUCAAUAUAAAUAUAAAUAAAUACAAUGACAAAACAUUGCCAGGUAAAACAAAAGCUAAAGGAAUAUACACAUAGUAGAAACUGCAGGAUUCUUUCUGGAACUGUUCUUAUUUUUUGUGUUAAAGUGAGGCUGCACAGAAGCUCCCCUCAUACACAAGACAAGACACCUGUGACAUUGCCUUAAUCCUGUUCAGGGGACAGAAUGGUCUCCAUGACAACUGUGUACAUACUGUAUAACCUGAUGUGUUGUUACCGUGUGUUCCUCCUGUUGGACGUAACACACACACAAGGCCAGCUUCUGGGAUUAAGCCCGUUCUUAGACUGGGGAUAUUUUUCAGUGGAGAUCUUCAUUGAAGUUGUGGUUUUAGUAAAAGACGAAGGAAGCUUAAUCCCAGUCUGAUAAUCUGGUCCACGCAGCAACAUUUCUGCACCGACAGAAACUCUUAGCACUGUUGCACAAACCAAAACAAGUGAGUGCUGGCUCUUCUCGCUUUUUUAGGAGAGAUUAAUGAGGAAAUUCUCCGUAUAAUCUGGCAGUUCUGCAAUAAUUGCACAAAAAAGUGUACAGAGGCGCUACUAAGAAUUGAUUCAAGACAGAAUGUAGAGUCAGUGUUUUUCUUUUUUUGAACCAGCAUGCUGAAUUAGACUAUUUUAGAGAGAACACUGUGAAAAUAAGCAAGGCGUGCGUGAAUAUAUGCUUACAUAGAAAGUGUCAAAGACACGCUGUCCUGUUGAAGAAGUUCAGCGAUGAUAAUAAUUCUUAAAUUAAAGAAGUACUCGCAGGAGGUUGUCCCGCCGCCGUCUCCUCCUCCACUCAGUCGUAAAGAUGAGGACAACAUGAAAAUGAUCAUCCGUGCGACCUUUGGCAUGACAGUUAUUCGAAGGAUUUCUUCCCGCCUGCGUAGCUCUAUAGAUCUGGGAGGAAUGGCAAAAAGGGAAAAGCUAAAUAGUCUGAGCUCAGCUCUGCCCUCCGGCCGUCACACAGACUCUUCAGGAAGGCCACGCUUAUUCCUCUCCCAUUCCUGCACAUUUGGAAACUGGCUUAAGGCUGUUUUUUUUUAAGAUUUAAAAACUGCAUCUCUUCUUUAUGUCCUGGCAUGUUAUGAAGGUGAACGUGCACCACAAAAAGACUCCGAUUGUAGUCCUACUUCAUACGAUGCAUAGGUACACACAAAGGAGUGAAUGUAACACAUGUACAGCGGGUCUGAGGGGACAUAUGGUUAUCUUUUGUUGUGGACAUAAUGUAUCAAUAGAGAUAACUACUUCCAUAAUUGUUAUUACACUAUGACUAUUUUUUCAUCCAGUUUCUGUUAAUAUAUUUAUUGAAUGUGUUGACCCUGAAUGAAGAAGCUGAAGCGGGUCGGUCCUGUUCCACCUCCAGCCUCGUUCCAGGAACAACAGCCGUCUACACGUCACAAUGUGUGUCUGUCUCAUGCAUGGUUAUAUAUUUUUAAUGUAUGUUUAUUUACUUAAUAAAGAUGAGUGUUGGGAAAUACAUCA
Molecule: messenger RNA, 5307 nt
Organism: Pseudoliparis swirei
Lineage: Eukaryota; Metazoa; Chordata; Actinopteri; Perciformes; Liparidae
Product: brain-enriched guanylate kinase-associated protein-like
Exons: 5
Coding region: 685-2838 (717 amino acids)
Cellular component (GO): synapse
Source: RefSeq, a predicted model, not a curated record